Molecule: messenger RNA, 978 nt
Organism: Prunus armeniaca (apricot)
Lineage: Eukaryota; Viridiplantae; Streptophyta; Magnoliopsida; Rosales; Rosaceae
Source: the annotation of a GenBank genome assembly
AUGGGGGAGGAGAAUUCUGGGAUUGCAAAGGAUGUCACUGAAUUAAUUGGUAAAACACCAUUGGUGUAUCUCAACCAUGUUGUAGAUGGCUGUGUAGCAAAAAUUGCUGCUAAGCUGGAGAUGAUGGAACCCUGCUCUAGUGUCAAAGACAGGAUCGGAUACAGUAUGAUUAAAGAUGCUGAGGAGAAAGGUCUCAUUAAGCCGGGUGAGAGUGUCCUGAUUGAACCUACGAGUGGCAAUACUGGCAUAGGAUUGGCAUUUAUGGCAGCUGCUAAGGGUUACAAACUAAUAAUCACCAUGCCUGCUUCAAUGAGUCUCGAAAGACGAACCAUUCUUCUAGGAUUUGGGGCUGAGCUUGUCCUCACAGAUCCAGCCAGAGGCAUGAAAGGGGCUGUUCAGAAGGCAGAAGAGAUAGUGGCAAAGACACCCAAUGCUUAUAUGCUACAGCAAUUUGAAAACCAUGCCAACCCAAAGGUACACUAUGAAACUACUGGACCAGAAAUCUGGAAAGGCUCUGGUGGUAAAGCCGAUGCCUUUGUUUCUGGGAUAGGAACAGGAGGUACAAUAACAGGUGCUGGGAAGUACCUCAAAGAGCAAAACCCAAACAUCAAGCUCUAUGGUGUAGAACCAGUUGAAAGUGCUGUUUUGUCUGGAGGGAAACCCGGCCCUCACAAGAUUCAAGGAAUUGGUGCUGGCUUCAUCCCUGGAGUUUUAGAUGUCAACUUGAUUGACGAAGUUAUUCAAAUAUCAAGUGAAGAAGCUAUAGAAACUGCUAAGCAGCUUGCAUUGAAAGAAGGUUUGCUGGUGGGGAUAUCAUCCGGUGCUGCUGCUGCUGCUGCGAUUGAAAUUGCAAAGAGGCCAGAAAAUGCUGGAAAGCUCAUUGUUGUGGUCUUCCCCAGCUUUGGAGAGCGUUAUCUAUCCUCUGUGUUGUUCGAAUCUGUGAAGCGGGAGGCUGAGAAUAUGGUUUUCGAGCCCUGA